This is a messenger RNA of Phaedon cochleariae (mustard beetle), 3710 nucleotides long. The record is from the annotation of a GenBank genome assembly. NCBI's taxonomy places the organism in Eukaryota, Metazoa, Arthropoda, Insecta, Coleoptera, Chrysomelidae.
GCAUAGCGCACCGGUUGGGCCUUCAUUCGCGAACGAAAGGGGCUCCCGGACGCAAUUCCGAGAGUGGCCCUCGCUACAGGGUCGGCUUCAGAACAUUUUCCACAAAAAACUUGAAAAACCGGAAAAUCCAGAUUUUUCGUAUCGGGGGCUGUGAUUGAAGACAGGGUCGUUUGGGAGAUUUCGGGGGGAUGGAAGCGGUGAAUGGGCUGUUGGGGGAUGGGGAUAAAGGGGUGGCGCAGCCCCCUAGUCCCCUUACAGGGUGUUACUUGCUGAUCGUCAUCGGGGAGCCGUAUACCGAGCAGCACAAGGAAAUAAUCCUGCAGAGGAUUGCGAAAGGACUCCUUUCUUGGGAUGCUAAUGACUGCUUGGUGGAUUUAGAAAAGGAAUUAGCCAUUAUAACGGAGCAACGGUUGGAGGGCGAAGAAGCUAGAUAUGGAGAGCGUCUGAUCCAAUUCGCAUCAGAAAACCUCGUCACAGAAAUCUUGAUCCACCCUGUGGUGAGUACUUUGGUGCAGUGUAUGCGAAACCUGCUGAGCAGCUUCACCAGACAUAGGCACAUCAUCCAUGCUGGCUACACUUUCGCUGCCAACGGGUCGUGGGCCUUGCAGGAUGGCACAUUCUCGUAUGCGGACUUCUCCGAGGCCUUCCAAGAGAUGGACGUCCAACGUGUCAUCCACGCGUACGACAUGGGCAUCUCGUUGGACAUACACUGCUCGCCGGAAGGCGAGUGGCCCAGGAUGCCCAAGGAACCUUACGCCAAAGCCUGCAAGGCUCGCAUCAACCCCGCCGACGUGCUAGGCUCAGGCUCGGCGGACAUCCGAGCCUUCGUCGAUUAUCUGGCGAGGUUUCUGAGGCCCGCUGCGCUGGAAGGUUUGCUGGCUAGUUCGGACGUGGUGGGAAAUAUCAGGUUCUCCAGGCCGACGUUGUAUGUUUUUCCAGGCGGUCAAGGAGAUGCUGCCCUGUUUGGAAUAAAUGGCUUCAAUAUGCUCCUGGACGGAGGGUUUUCACGAAAAGCCUGCUUUUGGGAUUUCGUGAGACAUUUAGAUAGAUUAGAUGCUGUGCUGUUGACAAGACUGAAUAAUAGUAAUGUAGGUGGAAUUAGUUCAAUACUGAGGAGGAAGAAGCAAGACGUGGUCUACCCACAAAUAGGACAUUUCUUUUGUAAUAUUCAGGAAAGAAGAACUCUACCAAGCCCGGAUGGUGACAAAGACAAGGAUCCCCUACUCAUCAACCUACUGGAAGAAGGUCAUGAAAUCAUAUCGAACCUCCGCUACUUGAACCUGAAUCCUCAAGUCUGCUAUAGAGACACCGACCCGAUUAACCUAUACCACAAAGUGGGCCACGGAACCUUAGAUAUGUACGUCCUCAGCCCUAGCAAAGACGCCAAAGAAGUCAGAGAGUUCCUGCAGAAAUGGAACCAGAGCGACCAGAAGCUCUUUGCUAAAUCCAGCAAAGAAUUGAGCUUUCCUACCCAAAAUCUGGUUUCCAUUGCCGCUUUGCUGAUCUGGCAACCUGCCAAUCCUGAUGAUACCAUCACCAGGAUCUUGUUUCCGGGAAGUAGCCCCCAGAGCAAAGUUUUCGAAGGACUGGAUAAGCUGCGGAGCUUGGAUUGUAUCAAACACGCUACUUGUAGCAGCAGAUCUCUGCAACCUGUUUCACUACACAAAAAAAACGCUAAAGACGUCAUAAUCGAAAAGGUGGCUCCUAAAGAAAAGAUGCAGGUGAAAGAGAUCAAGACCAUCGAGAAUAAUAUCAUUAAUGGUAACCAUGGGGAAGUUAAGAAUAAGACCGUUAAGAAAUCGGAUUCGACGGAGAGUGAUCGUAGCAUCAAGGCUAAAAAGGAGGAGAAUAAAAUCAUCGAGAAUGGUGAUAAGCUGAAGCCGAAGAUCAAGCCAAAGGUGAGAGGUGAAUCUCAACAAAGAAAGAAACCCCCAGAGAAAAAAGCCUCUCCAACAACACCAAAGAAAACAGAUACCGUAGAAGCAAAGAAACCUGCCAAACCGUCCCCUCUAAGUACUCCAGCAAAAAGUAUGAAAGAUGCCAACAACAGAAAAGUCGUAGAAAGCAAAGUCAAGCGCGAAGCUAGUACUAAACCUGCCCCUCCAAAACCUAAAGUAGAAAAGAAACCGAUAGCAAGAAAACCUACUGCCAAAAAAGCCCCAAUAAGUCCAGCCAAAAAGAUAGUGAAUGGUAUCCAAAAACCUGAUAGUAUCUCUAGAAAAGGUAAGCUGGACAAGGAAGGUACUACAGACUCGAGUACUGUGAGCACUCCAUCAGUAGAUCAGGAAAGUGUCCUGAAAAAAGACAUAUCCAAACUUUCACAGGAAGAUAUUCAAAAACUGAAAGCACAGGAACUAGCAGAUCUGAAAGAGGAACAAGAAGCUGUGAAAGAAAUAGAAGCUGUAUUCAGAAAAGGUGAAACCAAACCUAAACAAGCUCACGAUCUACGAGAAGUUCAAGAUACUUCCAUUGAAAAGGAAGAAUACAUCAUCAUAGAAAAAGAAGUGAUCGAACAAGAUUCCCUCGGACAAGAAACCAAAGAAGAUGAAACUCAAAAGUUAGCCAGAGAUAGUGAGGAAUCAGAAAAACAAAGAAAACUCAGUUCCGAACAAAUUCAAGCUAACGGUAUAACAGACCAUCCCGAAGCUACACUCAAAACCAAAGAUAUACUUAGCCCUGAAGAUAAACAGGACAUUUCCUCUGAUAAAAAAACCACUGAUAAAGAUAUCGAAGAAGAAAACAAGGACGUGGUAGAGUCUCAUCCGGACGAGAAAAUCUCAGCCAACAUAAAAUCAGGCGACACCACUACAGCUCCAACUCUUCCAGAAGACGAACGCAUACCCCUGGAUGAAAUCAACCCCUUGGAUGAAAUCAAAGAAGACAAUGGACAAAUGAUCGAGGAAAAACAUGUCAAGGAAGAAACCAAAGAAAAGGGACUGCCCGUGAUACAACUACCCCAGAAAACAUUCGAGAGUGUACCGAAAAUCCCAAUCGUAGUAGGCAUCAGAUUAGACAAGCAGCAGCACAUCAGAGACAUUGUGAAAACUCCGGAUGAAGUAGCAGAUCUUCCUGUUCAUGAGGAAGUCGACUAUGAGUACACUCACGAACUCAAAAUUGAGCCUACCAAGUCCAAUGAAGUUGUGGAAACGAAGCUAGAACAACAUCAACACAACAAGGAGCAACAAAAGGAAGAAGAGCAGGAAAAAGACAAAGAUGAAGCUAAAGAACCUUCUGUCGUCCAAAAAGAACUCAAGAGUCUGACCGAUACUGUCCUCGAAAAUGAAACUGUACUUGAAAAGGAUAUUUUGAAAGAGUCAGAGAAGGUGUCACCCGAAGUCAAAGAUGAGGACCAUAAAAAAGUUGUAGAUGAAGACGGUACUGAAAAACCUAUGAGCGAACCAAAGUCUGAAGUCUCAGUAGAAGAAGAGGAAAAAUCGGAACCCGAGAUGAUCGAAGAAAUCAUGAAGCAUGAAAAAGUUCAACAGGAGGCAGUAGAAGAAGAUAAGCGGAAUAUUGCUGAAGAGAACUUGUCCAAGGAGGUUGAAUCGAAAUCUGAUGUGAAAGACAAAGACCCUGAAACACAUAUUACAGAUGUGACCAAACAUGCAAUGCCUGUAGAAGAUAUCGCUGGAAGAAUUGAAGUUGAACUUGAGAAGGAUACACAAAAAACUGCGCUUGAAGGUGUUGUAGUAGAUCGUGAAUCACAUGAG